Messenger RNA from Carassius carassius (crucian carp), 1494 nucleotides. It is a transcript of the gene pold3, whose product is annotated as polymerase (DNA-directed), delta 3, accessory subunit. The record is from RefSeq and is a predicted model, not a curated record. Bases 118 to 1488 code for a protein of 456 amino acids. Lineage: Eukaryota; Metazoa; Chordata; Actinopteri; Cypriniformes; Cyprinidae. The transcript is spliced from 12 exons. Gene Ontology annotation, biological process: DNA strand elongation involved in DNA replication; nucleotide-excision repair, DNA gap filling; DNA synthesis involved in UV-damage excision repair. Gene Ontology annotation, cellular component: delta DNA polymerase complex; nucleus. Gene Ontology annotation, molecular function: DNA-directed DNA polymerase activity.
UAUUCGACGCUCUAACCCACGUGACCGGAAGUAAGCACGGUUCAGCAGCAGUUCCCGCGUUUGUCGACUCUUUCAAUCACAAGCGUAAACUUGGAGUAGCCCCAAGCCAUUCCGGAUAUGGAUGAUCUGUAUUUAGAUAAUAUUGACGAAUUUGUGAAUGAUCAAAAUAAGAUCGUCACUUACAAAUGGCUCAGUUUAACUCUUGGAGUCCACGUAAACACAGCAAAACAAAUGUUGUAUCAUUAUCUGCAGCAGAAACGCAAUGAAAGUUCAAGGACUCCACUUCAUGCCACCUAUCUUGUAUCUGGAAAAUGUGUUGAGAAUGGUAGUACGUGCCAUAAAGUGUCAGUAGUACGUGAGGACAAGCUUGAUGCUGUUAAAGCAAAGAUGGACAUGACCAUUAGUGUGCAUGUGUACAGUGUGCAGAGAGCUGAGCUGAAGGAUAGUUCACCUCUUUACAAUACAGAUUAUGAUGCUGUUAAGGAGAACCUGAAAAACUGCAACAAGUACAGUGCUAUACGUUGUGCUGCUGCAGUCCCAAUGUCAUCUACUGAGCUGCAGGGAGCUCAAGAGAUGGCUUUGGUCCCUCCAGUGGAGAAAGAAAUCAGUAAAACUGGCUUAAAUGAAAACACUUCAGCUACCUCCAAACCCAGUGCUAAGCAGCCAGUGGGUAUCAUGGGAAUGUUUGCCAGCAAAAAUGCUUCUAAGAGCCAAGAAUCCAGCAUGGAAGUGAAAACAGAACAGAAAGACGAUUCUUCCCUGGUUGAAACAUCAAAAAGCAAAACAGCCUCCAAAGCGAACCCGAUGAGUAACUUCUUUGGGAAGUCUGCCCAAAAAAAGGCUGAUGAAAAACCCAACAAAAACAUUAAAGAAGAGACGGCUGCCAGCUCAACAGCUACUGCAAUUAUAAAAAAGUCACAGACGUCUCUCAAAUCUGAGAUUGACAUUAAAGAUGAACAAUCCAAAGUGUCCAGUGCAUUGAAGAUUGAAUCAAAAGACACUCAGAAUAAAACAAGGCGUCCUGAGGUUGUGGACAGUGAUGAUGAGAAAAUGGAGAGGCAGCAGAAGAAGAGACGGCGGAUAAAGAAGCCCCAGCCAGACAGCAGUGAUGAUGAGGUUGUGCCAGAUUCUCCACCUGUGCCUAAUGUGCAGACUCCCAGCCCUAAAAAAGAAGUGAAUAGAGAACCUGUUUCAAACCAAGAAGAGAGCUCAGAGGUGAAGAGGAGGAAAAGGAGGCGUGUUUUGAAGUCUCACACAUUUGUUGAUGAAGAUGGUUCCUUUGUGACAGAGAAGGGUUAUGUGAGCGAGUCUUACUCUGAGAGUGAAGAGGAGCCUGAACCCAACAGUCAAGCCAAGGACUCAAGCUCACUCAAGCAUUCAUUUGGAAAAAGAGAAAAAGAGAAAAAAGAAAAGAGUCAGAAGAAGACUUCUACCACUAACAAACCUACAAAACAGCCAUCCAUCAUGGGAUUUUUUCAGAAGAAAUAACUUUUU